Molecule: messenger RNA, 4486 nt
Organism: Esox lucius (northern pike)
Lineage: Eukaryota; Metazoa; Chordata; Actinopteri; Esociformes; Esocidae
Gene: ube3c
Product: ubiquitin protein ligase E3C
Exons: 24
Coding region: 287-3556 (1089 amino acids)
Biological process (GO): protein polyubiquitination; ubiquitin-dependent protein catabolic process
Molecular function (GO): ubiquitin protein ligase activity; protein binding
Source: RefSeq, a predicted model, not a curated record
UUCAUCAUAGGUGAUUAACAUACAAUGAAAUGAUUUUAGUCCAAACUAUUUAUAGUGUUAGAACAAAGAUGCCAUGAUUAGCUAGCUACGUUUUAACUAGUUAACGUUAGCUGAAACAAGGCGACCUGCCCCCCGUGUAGCCAUCUAGUUGACAUUUGCUAACUGGGUUGGUUGCUAUUAGGUAGCUAUAUUGGCAACAGAUUAAUAUUUCUAUAGCAUCCACUUUGUAAAGACCUGAAUUGAACCAAGCCAAGGAUCCUUCAUCGAUGGUUAGAAAAUUCUAAACAUGAGCUUCAGCUUUGAGGGAGAUUUCAAAACAAGACCCAAGGUGUCUCUUGGGGGAGCGAGCAAAAAGGAGGAAAAAGCAUCUCUCCUACACCGAACACAAGAGGAAAGGAGAAAAAGAGAGGAUGAAAGACGAAGAUUGAAGAAUGCAAUCAUCAUUCAGUCCUAUAUACGAGGAUACCAUGACCGAAAACAGCAAUAUGCCAUACAGAGGGGCAACUUUGACCACUGCGUCUGUCAGGCACAGUCGGGAGGUGGGCCGCCAAUUUCCGACGCUGCCAGCCUCAGUCUCUUAACUAGGCAGCUCCUUUUUUUUUACAGACAGAGUGAGGAUUCACAGAGAUUGAUCUGGAUUUGUCAGAACCUGGUGAAACACAAUGGGCAGUUUGUGAAGCUGCUGGCUGGGCCGGAGAGACAGACCUGUGUCUUUCAGAUUAAGAGGGUUCUAGGCUUCUGCUGCAGGCUUCUGCAAGCCUGCAAGGAUGACAGUUUAAAUGUUGCCGUUCCAAUGAGGAUGCUGGAGAUAUUUUCUUCAGAGAGAACCUAUUCUCCUGUCCUUCAAGAUGUUCAUCUUGUUGCAUCGUUAAUCGAGCAGAUUUUGCACUAUAUGGUCCAGAAAGGAUACUAUCGGUCGCUGUAUAUUCUGGUGAAUCACAAGCUACCGUCCAGUUUGGAGUACAGUAACGCCCCGUCUGGAUCCCACGCCAUCCCUUUGGCGAGCACAUUGCUGGAGCACACGCUGAAGCCCCUGCACUUUACCUACUCCUCCUGCACAACAGGCGCAAGGCAGUUUGUGUUUGCGGCCUUCACUGAGGAGUUCAUCUCGGCGCCGUUCACAGAGCAGAUCUUUCAUUUCUUUAUUCCGGCGCUGGCCGACCCUUGUCUCCACUUCCCCUUUGAGGCCUUCCUGGGCUCCCUGCAGGCCACCGUAGUUUCCUCAGCGGCGGCGCAGAAGCAGGCGCCGUGGCUCUUCUACUUUGUCCUCUCAGCCGGGGAGACCUGUCUGGGAUCACUAUCAGAGGCGGGCCUCCAUCUUUACCUGCGAGCUCUGCAGACCCUGCUACCUCUCCUACCUGUGUCAGAGAGCACCAGCAGGCCAGAGGUCCUCAGCGACUCUGAGGAUGAGGAGGACAACAACAUUCAGGCUCCAGCCACACAGGACGACAGUUACCGGAUAUCAGUGCAACUGAUCACGGAGGAGUGUGUCCACAAACUGGACACCAAGCAGCAAACCAAUGCCCUGCUCAACCUGGUGUGGAGGGACUCGGCCAGCGAAGAGGUCUUCACCAUGAUGGCCUCCAUCUGCCACACUCUUAUGGUGCAACACCGCAUGAUGGUUCCAAAAGUCAGGCUUCUGUACAGUUUGGCAUUUAAUGCGCGUUUCCUGCGCCACCUCUGGCACCUGAUACAGUCCAUGACCACCAAGAUGAUUACUGGGUCGAUGGUUCCUCUGCUCCAGGUCAUCUCCCGGGGUUCGCCCAUGUCUCUGGAGGACUCUAACCGGAUCAUUCCCCUCUUCUACCUGUUCAGCUCCCUCUUCAGUCACUCACUCAUCUCUGUGCACGACAGCGAGUUCUUUGGCUACCCUAUGGAAGGCCACGGCCACAGCAAUGCCUCCAUGAUGCCGUUCACCUUGGCCGAGCUGGUGACCUUGUCCCGGUUACUUCGGGAUGCUUGUCUGGGCAUCAUUAAGCUUGCCUACCCUGAGACCAAGACAGAGCACCGCGAGGAGUACAUGGCCGCCUUCCGCAGUGUCGGGGUCAAGACCAACUCCGAGGUGCAGCAGCGCAUUCAGGCUGAGCAGAAGCGCUGGGUCCAGCUUUUCAAGGUCAUCACUAACUUGGUAAAGAUGGUGAAGGCUCGAGACAUCAGACGGCCCUUCUGUCCGACAGGUCAUUGGCUCUCUGAAGAGGUCAACAUCCGAGCAGAUAAGGUGACCCAGCUGUACGUCCCCUCGGCCAGGCACGUAUGGAGAACACGAAGGAUGGGUCGCAUCGGUCCUCUGCAGUCCACAUUAGAUGUGGGGAUGGAACCUCCUCAGCUGUCCGUUUCUGAGGAGAGACACCUGGCCAUCCUGACCGAGCUGCCCUUUGUCGUGCCCUUCGAGGAGCGGGUCAAGAUCUUUCAGAGGCUGAUCUACGCGGACAAACGGGACGUCCAAGGCGACGGGCCGUUCCUGGACGGGAUCAACGUCACCAUCCGACGGAACUACAUCUACGAAGACGCCUACGACAAGCUCUCACCGGAAAACGAGCCGGACCUGAAGAAGCGUAUUCGUGUGCACCUGCUCAACGCGCAUGGCCUGGACGAGGCAGGCAUCGACGGCGGGGGCAUUUUUCGCGAGUUUCUCAACGAGCUGCUCAAAUCAGGCUUCAACCCAAACCAGGGCUUUUUCAAGACCACCAAUGAGGGCCUGCUCUACCCCAGCCCCACUGCCCAGAUGCUGGUUGGCGACUCUUUUGCCAGACACUACUACUUCCUGGGACGGAUACUUGGGAAGGCCUUGUACGAGAACAUGCUGGUGGAGCUGCCGUUCGCCAGCUUCUUCCUGUCCAAGUUGCUGGGCACCAGCGCCGAUGUGGACAUCCACCACCUGGCAUCACUGGACCCUGAGAUGUACCGCAACCUGCUCUUCCUCAAGAGCUACGAGGAUGACGUGGAGGACCUGGGACUCAACUUCACCAUUGUCAAUAAUGAUCUAGGAGAGGCACAGGUGGUUGAGCUGAAGCCGGGAGGGAAAGACAUCCCUGUGUCCACGGCCAACAGGAUAGCGUACAUCCAUUUAGUAGCCGAUUACCGUCUCAACAAACAGAUCAGGCCCCACUGCCUGGCCUUCAGACAGGGCCUGGCCAAUGUAGUGAAUCUGGAGUGGCUGCGCAUGUUCGAUCAGCAGGAGAUCCAGGUGUUGAUAUCUGGAGCGCAUGUGCCCAUUUGCCUUGAUGACCUGAAGAUGUUUACGAACUACUCAGGUGGAUACACUGCCACCCACCCAGUGAUCACCAUAUUCUGGGAGGUAGUGGAGAGCUUCACAGAUGAAGAGAAACGCAAGCUGCUCAAGUUUGUCACCAGUUGCUCGCGGCCUCCCCUCCUGGGAUUCAAGGAGCUGUACCCAGCCUUCUGCAUCCACAACGGGGGGAGCGACCUGGAGCGCCUGCCCACUGCUUCCACAUGUAUGAACCUACUUAAGUUGCCCGAGUUCUGCGACCAGCACCUGAUGAGGAACAAGCUGCUGUACGCCAUCGAGUCCUCCGCAGGCUUCGAGCUCAGCUGAGGCGGAACGUCUGCCUGGGACCCCCCUGAUCCGCUGGACUCAAUGGACAAAGACGGAGAUGAGAGAGAAAGGGGGGGUGAAGGAGACAAGGUGCACUGCUAUCUCUGACUGGGCGUGGAACAGAAACGGAGAUGAAGGGGUUGUCAUCCGAGGCCGAGAAGGAUGAGUCGGACGAGUGGAGGACGGUGAGGGGGAAGGAAAGCGCUGACUUUUAGAAUUUAUUUGUCCUUAUUUUAAAAUAAGUGUUCAGAAUUCACAAAAUGCAAAACAAGCCGCAACAGUAGAAUCUCAAUUAUUAUUAUGGGGGGGAAAAGUAAGACUUUGUCCAAACGAGAAGACUGCGUUUCAACAGUAGACCAUUCAGCAGAAUGUAACGAACCAAGACGAAUAACAAACAAGUGUUCACCAAAGAUUGAGCAGUGCUGCACUGCUUGAGGAUUGGAGCAGGCAAUACGAGGACAGAGGCCCAGAGGCCCAGACGGGACAACACACAAGACUGCAGCCUUCCUAACCCCUCCGUGUCUGUAGGGCUUUGACAGGACCGGCUUGUUCCAAAUGGCCCACCCUAUACACUAGUUACUUUCAAAUUAGUGCACUUGAAUGAGAAUAAGGUGGCAAAUGUUUUCAACUAGAGCUCGUCAAAACUCUGUUUUACAUUAUUAUGAAUAAUAAUUGUCUCAUUUUCAUACCAUAAAAAUGCUUUGGGUAGGCUACAGUGUUGGGUUUUCGUGGCAAAGAGACAGGUUUUGUGGAUAAGAGAUUGGACUAUACUAUUGAUUAUGAAUAUUUGUGAAUAUGUAUAUGUUUACACCUUACUACUUGUACGAUUCAUUUAUUUAGUAUUUGUACAGUUUGCUUUCGUUUUCUUCCUGUGUUUUGGGAUGAAGUCCUUGUGUUCUCACACACAUUAAAGUGAACAAUCUAUUCCAG